UUUGCCCCUAAAAAACAUGGCGGAAAGCUUGCUGGUCUCCAAGGAAACACCACGUAGUGACGCCACGAAGUAGAUCAUUUUUGCGCACGCGUAGAAACACAUGCACCGGAAGUGAUCCUGUCGCUAUGCACGCCUUUGGUUUACUGCGCGUGUGCACAGAGCUCUUCCGGCACCUGUGUUGCCCAAAUGGUGGAGAAGAAAACGUCUGUUCGCUCUCAAGACCCCAGCCAGCGGCGGGUGCUGGACCGGGCAGCCCGGCAGCGUCGGAUCAACAGGCAGCUUGAGGCUUUAGAGAAUGAUAAUUUCCAGGACGACCCCCACGCAGGUCUCCCUCAGCUCGGCAAGAGGCUGCCUCAGUUUGAUGAUGAUGCAGACACCGGAAAGAAAAAGAAGAAAACUCGUGGUGAUCACUUUAAACUUCGCUUCCGAAAAAACUUCCAGGCCUUGCUGGAGGAGCAGAACCUGAGUGUAGCUGAGGGCCCCAACUACCUGACAGCCUGUGCCGGGCCCCCAUCCCGGCCCCAGCGCCCCUUCUGUGCUGUGUGCGGCUUCCCUUCCCCAUACACCUGCGUCAGCUGCGGUGCCCGCUACUGCACUGUGCGCUGUUUGGGCACCCACCAGGAGACCAGGUGUCUGAAGUGGACAGUGUGAGCUUAGUGUCCCUGCAGAGGAAGCCUCGGCCCACCACCAGCCUCUGAAGAACACGACCAAGAGGGGCACCCCAGAUGGAGCAGCUGCUCACUCACCCAGAAAGCUGUGUCCUGCCCUGGAGACCGGCUUCCUCAGGAACUGUGCAGGGGGCCAGCAGCAGAGCGCCAUCAGAAUAAAAGGCCUGGUGGCAGGAGCUUUCCUGCUCA
Molecule: messenger RNA, 857 nt
Organism: Cavia porcellus (domestic guinea pig)
Lineage: Eukaryota; Metazoa; Chordata; Mammalia; Rodentia; Caviidae
Gene: Znhit1
Product: zinc finger HIT-type containing 1
Exons: 5
Coding region: 187-651 (154 amino acids)
Biological process (GO): chromatin remodeling
Cellular component (GO): Swr1 complex
Molecular function (GO): nucleosome binding
Source: RefSeq, a predicted model, not a curated record